Messenger RNA from Aureobasidium uvarum, 303 nucleotides. Lineage: Eukaryota; Fungi; Ascomycota; Dothideomycetes; Dothideales; Saccotheciaceae. The record is from the annotation of a GenBank genome assembly.
AUGUCGUCGUCGAUAGCAAUCCCCAAGCGCAAGCAGCCCGCCUCGAGUAGCUCUGGCUUUGCUUCUGCGUCGUCGUCUUCGUCGUCUCCUUAUCCCAGCUGGGCCAACAACACUGUCUCUCCUUCCUUCUCACCUUCAUCGCUGGCCUCGACGUCUGCUUCUCCAUCUUCGGCCUCGACUCCAUCCGCCAUGGCCCGCUAUGCCGAGAGAAGACCCUCACUGCUUGGUGACUCGCUCAACAAGUCCGAGUACACUGAGAUCAUCCUCACAGACGAGGAGGCUGCCGCCAUUCUUCCCCAGUAG